Neogale vison (American mink) is the source of this 6927-nucleotide messenger RNA. RefSeq lists its product as uncharacterized. NCBI's taxonomy places the organism in Eukaryota, Metazoa, Chordata, Mammalia, Carnivora, Mustelidae. Gene Ontology annotation, molecular function: nucleic acid binding; aspartic-type endopeptidase activity; RNA-DNA hybrid ribonuclease activity. Gene Ontology annotation, biological process: virion assembly; proteolysis; DNA integration. The record is from RefSeq and is a predicted model, not a curated record.
UCUGUGUCUGAGUCUAGUCUUUGUCUCUGUGAUAAUAACUCUUUUUUUUCUUGAAAUUAUGGGACAGACAGUGACUACUCCUUUAAGUCUGACCCUAAGCCACUGGAGCGACGUCCGAGACCGGGCAAACAACCAAUCGGUGGAAAUACGGAAAAAGAAAUGGGUCACCCUUUGUUCCUCCGAGUGGCCCACUUUCAAUGUGGGAUGGCCACGCGAUGGCACUUUUAACCUUGAUAUUAUUUCUCAGGUGGAAGCCAAAGUUUUCAGCCCCGGACCCCAUGGGCAUCCCGAUCAGGUGCCCUACAUCGUCACCUGGAGGGCUCUGGUUUCAGACCCCCCACUCUGGGUCCAGCCCUUUGUUCUCCUUCCCAAACCCUGCUCCUCCCCUAUCACCCCCACUGCGCCGCCUCCCCUAAAAGAGCAACUGUCCCACCCCCAAACCACGCCCUCCAGGGAGACUGCGCAACCCACCCCUCCCCCACCUACUCCCACUUCCUCUUCUCUUUACCCUGCCCUUACCCCACUCCAGGAUAAAUCCCCAAAACUUCCCAAGCCUGUUCAGCCUGCUCCCAAGCCUGUUCAGCCUGCUCCCGAGCCUGUUCAGUCUGCUCCCGUUUUGCCUCCAGACACUGAGUCCCCUCUUAUCGACCUGUUAACGGAAGAACCCCCUCCCUACCCGGAGGCCACAACAGAAGAGCGAAAGCCUAGUUCCCUGGCGUCACCCAUUGCGGGGCGACUCAGGGACCGACGUGCACAGCCACCAAGUCAAGUCUCCCAAGCUUUCCCCUUGAGGGAAGGUCCUAACGGUCGGCCACAGUACUGGCCCUUUACUGCUUCUGAUCUCUAUAACUGGAAGCAACAUAACCCUCCCUUCUCUAAGGACCCCCGCCACCUGACUAACUUGAUUGAAUCUAUUCUAGUUACCCAUCAACCCACUUGGGAUGAUUGUCAACAGCUGUUGCAGACUCUGCUGACCUCGGAGGAAAAGCAGAGAGUUCUUCUGGAAGCCCGAAAGAACGUACCGGGCGAUGACGGGCGACCAACCCAGUUGCCUAAUGAGAUCGACAUAGCUUUUCCCUUAACCCGCCCUAACUGGGACUUCGCCACUUCUGCAGGUAGGGAGCACCUUCGUCUCUAUCGCCAGUUGCUCAUAGCGGGUCUCCGAGCAGCCGCAAGGCGGCCCACUAAUUUGGCUCAGGUUAAGCAAGUAAUACAGGGAAGGGAAGAGACACCUUCUGCCUUUCUAGAGAGACUUAAGGAGGCUUAUAGGAUGUACACCCCGUAUGACCCUGAUGAUGAAGGGCAAGCAACUAGUGUAUCAAUGUCCUUUAUCUGGCAGUCAAGCCCUGAUAUUAGGGGCAAAUUACAGAGAUUAGAAGGGCUACAGGGGUAUACACUUUCUGACUUAUUAAAAGAGGCAGAAAAGGUGUUCAAUAAAAGAGAAACUCCGGAAGAGAAAGAGGAGAGAAUAUGGUUAAGAAUGAAAGAGGCACAGGAUGAAAGAGAUAAAAAGCGGAGCAGGGAAUUGACUAAGGUAUUGGCCACCGUAGUUACUCAGGGACAGGACAGAGAGGGAGUCAGGAUGGGAGAACGAGAACGAAGAAGGACCAAAUUAGACAGAGACCAAUGUGCCUAUUGCAAGGAAAGAGGACACUGGGCCCGAGAGUGUCCCAGGAACCCCAAGAAUCUCAGAGGACCCUUGACGCCCAAACCAUUGACUUCCCUACUGACGUCGGAAGACUAGGGAAGUCAGGGCCAGGAGCCCCCCCCUGAGCCCAGGAUAACUUUAAGCGUCGGGGGGCAGCCAGUUACCUUCCUAGUCGACACCGGGGCCCAGCAUUCAGUCCUAACCCAGACUCUAGGACCACUUAGCAACCGAACUGCUUGGGUACAAGGAGCAACUGGAGGAAAGAACUAUCGAUGGACCACGGAACGCAGGGUCCAGCUGGCUACCGGUAAGGUGACGCAUUCAUUUCUACACGUACCCGAUUGCCCCUACCCGUUACUGGGGAGAGACCUUCUAACCAAACUAAAGGCCCAAAUCCACUUCAACCCAGAAGGGGCGGCAAUAACAGGCCCCAAUGGAGGACCCUUACAGGUCUUGACCCUCCAUUUGGAGGAGGAAUAUAGACUAUAUGAACCUGAACAGACCCCAGAGGUCCAAAAUGAAGCUUGGCUGAGAGAAUUCCCUAUGGCCUGGGCGGAAACGGGGGGCAUGGGGAUGGCUCGUCAACAGCCCCCUCUCUUAAUCCAACUUAAGGCAACAGCCACCCCAGUGUCAAUAAAGCAGUAUCCAAUGUCACAUGAAGCCCGCCAAGGCAUAAGGCCCCAUAUUAAGAGGCUUCUUGAUCAAGGAAUCCUAAUUCCCUGCCGGUCACCUUGGAAUACACCUCUCUUACCAGUAAAAAAACCUGGCACAGGAGAUUACCGGCCAGUACAGGAUCUAAGAGAAGUCAACAAAAGAGUUGAGGACAUACAUCCCUCUGUGCCCAACCCAUAUAAUCUACUGAGCACCCUGCCCCCUUCCCAUGAAUGGUAUACGGUGCUAGAUUUAAAGGAUGCCUUUUUCUGUUUAAGGCUACAUCCAGUGAGCCAGCCACUCUUCGCCUUUGAGUGGAGGGACCCAGAUCUAGGGCUCUCAGGACAGUUAACUUGGACCCGGCUUCCCCAGGGUUUCAAGAACAGUCCCACUCUGUUUGAUGAGGCGCUGCAUAGAGACUUAGCUGAUUUCCGGGUGCAGCAUCCUUCCCUGGUACUUCUUCAGUAUGUCGAUGACCUCCUCUUGGCUGCUAACUCCAAGGAAAAUUGCCUGAACGGCACUAAAGCCCUCUUACAGGCACUGGGACAAUUAGGGUAUCGGGCCUCAGCCAAAAAGGCCCAAAUAUGCCAAAAACAAGUCACCUACUUGGGAUAUCAGCUGAGAGAAGGACAGAGAUGGCUCACUGAGGCACGAAAGCAGACUAUUCUCCGCAUUCCCACACCUACCACCCCACGCCACCUAAGGGAAUUCCUGGGAACUGCUGGAUUUUGCCGCCUAUGGAUCCCUGGGUUUGCGGAAAUGGCAGCCCCUUUAUACUCCCUCACUAAGCAGGGGGCUCAGUUCCACUGGGGCGAAGAGCAGCAACGGGCCUUUUCCGACAUCAAAAAGGCCUUAUUAGAAUCCCCAGCCCUGGGACUCCCAGAUGUGACUAAGGCCUUCGAACUGUUCGUAGAUGAAAAACAGGGCUAUGCCAAGGGAGUACUAACCCAAAGGCUAGGGCGGAAGCGCCCAGUGGCCUACCUGUCAAAAAAGCUAGACCCUGUGGCCACUGGUUGGCCACCCUGUCUGCGGAUGGUGGCUGCCAUCGCCAUCUUAGUCAAAGACGCGGGCAAACUAACUUUGGGCCAAUCACUAACCAUCUUGGCCCCCCAUGCGGUCGAAGCUUUGGUCAAGCAACCCCCAGACAGGUGGCUUUCCAAUGCUCGCCUGACUCAUUAUCAGGCCAUGCUUCUGGACACUGAUCGUGUACAGUUCGGACCCGUGGUGGCGCUCAACCCUGCCACCCUACUCCCCUUACCCGAGGUUACGGAAACACAUGAUUGCCUCCAGAUCCUAGCUGAGGUCCAUGGCACCCGAAAGGAUCUGACGGACCAGCCCCUCAAGGGAGCGGACUACACCUGGUAUACAGAUGGCAGUAGCUUCCUGCACAAUGGCGAGCGAAGAGCCGGAGCUGCAAUAACUAAUGAGACAGAGGUGAUCUGGUCCAAGAUGCUAUCCCCUGGGACAUCAGCUCAGCGGGCAGAGCUCAUCGCCCUGACUCAGGCUCUACAGAUGGCAGAAGGUAAGAAACUGAACGUUUAUACCGACAGUCGCUAUGCCUUUGCUACGGCCCACGUACAUGGUGAAAUCUAUCGGAGGAGAGGGCUCCUCACCUCCGAAGGAAAAGAAAUUAAAAAUAAACCUGAAAUAUUGGCUCUGCUCAAAGCUUUGUUCCUGCCCCAAAAGUUGAGCAUUAUGCAUUGCCCGAGUCACCAAAAGGAUAAUAGCCCAGUGGCAAGGGGAAACCGACUGGCAGAUCAAGCUGCUAAGGAAGCUGCCCUAGGGGAAAAAGAGACCGGGCCCAUUCUUACCCUGAGCACAUGGCCCCCACAAGAAAAUAUUAAACCUAUGGAAUACAGUUCUGAGGAUCAGGAGCUGCUAAAGAAAAUGGGGGCUACAUGGGACCCAAAAGAAGGGGUGUAUACCAUGGACGAAAAAACUGUUAUGCCCACUCUGUAUUCUCACCAUAUAGUCCAAUCUUUGCACUCACUGACCCAUCUGAGCGAAAACAAAAUGAAAACCCUCCUAAAUAAUGAGCACCAACCGUACUUGUUACUAAACCAAGACAAGGCGUUGCGAUCCAUAAUUAAAAAUUGCUUAGUCUGUGCACAAGUAAAUACCAGAAAAACCUAUGCUGCCCCUGGAGUGCGCAUUCGAGGACAUCGCCCUGGUGUUCACUGGGAAAUCGACUUCACGGAAAUAAAACCUGGACUCUAUGGCUAUAGAUAUUUAUUAGUUUUCGUAGACACUUUUUCAGGAUGGGUAGAAGCCUUCCCCACCAAGCACGAGACUUCGAAUGUGGUCACCAAGAAACUACUUGAAGAAAUCUUCCCCAGGUAUGGAAUGCCCCAGAUAUUAGGCACCGACAAUGGUCCAGCCUUCGUCUCCCAGGUAAGUCAGAAAGUGGCCAAGUCAUUGGGGAUUAAUUGGAAAUUGCAUUGUGCAUAUAGACCCCAGAGCUCAGGACAAGUAGAAAGAAUGAAUAGAACAAUCAAGGAGACUUUGACUAAAUUAACGCUUGCAACUGGCUCUAGAGACUGGGUCCUCCUCCUGCCCCUGGCCCUAUAUAGGGCCAGGAAUACCCCCGGGCCCCUAGGAUUAACUCCUUUUGAAAUAUUGUAUGGGGCCCCACCCCCUAUUGUAAACCUUUUCAAUCCUAUUGAUUCUUAUGUUUCUUCUUUUGCUGAUCGUGCUACCCUACAAGCUCACCUCCAGGCACUCCAGAUCGUUCAGAAAGAAGUCUGGAAGCCACUGGCUGCAGCUUAUAGGGAACAGCUAAAAAAUCCUACUGUGCCACAUCAAUUCCAGAUCGGCGACCUCGUCUGGGUCCGCAGGCAUCAGAUCAAGAGCCUUGAACCCCGAUGGAAGGGACCCUACACUGUACUCCUAACCACCCCGACGGCGCUAAAAGUCGACGGCAUCGUGGCCUGGAUCCACGCCUCUCAUGUGAAACCAGCCCAUCUGGGACCAGACGACUCGGAAACACCCGAUCUCAAGGAGGGAUGGCGAGUUCAACGCACCCAAAAUCCGCUAAAGAUAAGACUCGUGCGAUCAUAACACUGACUAUUCUUGUUAUAGGUAUUCCGAGUUCCCAUGGGUCCCCUCACCAUGUAAAACAGCUCACCUGGCAAGUCCUGUCGCAAACAGGACAAAUAAUUUGGAACACCUCUCAGCAGCAUGCCCCAUUCACUUGGUGGCCUAACUUAUACCCUGACAUUUGUAAGUUAGCCAUGGGAGCUCCAGCCAACUGGGAUAUAGAAAAUUACUUUGACCUACAGAAGCCGCCUUCACAACCGUCCCCACGGGGACGACUCGGGUUGGAUCCUUGGGGAGGCUGUGGGGACUGGAGUCAGCGAAGUAUGUUAAGGACACUCACCUUCUAUGUAUGCCCUGGGUUUCACAGACCCAGAGAGUGGACCUCAUGCAGGGGGGCAUCCCACUUUUUCUGUCACAAUUGGGGCUGCGAAACCACUGGUGACACUUAUUGGAAGCCCACCUCAGGUUGGGACUAUAUCACCGUAAGGGCAAAUUAUUCUCACGCCAGGAGCAGCCCCAAAUGGACACAAAACCCAGCCUGUCACAAUCAAUGGUGUCACCCACUUGAAAUAGCCUUCACCGAAGCAGGAAAGAAACAACUUAAUUGGGUAAAGGGAUAUACCUGGGGCCUCAGACUCUAUAAAGAACGUUAUGAUGACGGCCUAACGUUCACCAUAAAACUUCUUAUAGAAACCCCAAGGGCCGCCAUAGGACCCAAUCCAGUUCUCGCCUCACCACCUCAAAGGCCUCCCCAAAGAUUAAGGUCAACACCAAGACCAACACCACUUUUAACCUCCGCAACUCCCACAGCUAUACAAACCAAAAAGGCCCCGGAAAUACUUGGAACAGGAGACAGGCUUAUCAACCUAGUGAAAGGGGCCUAUCAGGCACUUAAUCUUUCCAGUCCUGAAAGAGCAAACAAUUGCUGGCUAUGUCUUAACCCAAGCCCUCCAUACUAUGAGGGCAUAGCCCUCUCUGCCAACUAUACUAACUCCACUGUCCCCAGCGCUAUAUGCUAUGGACAAGAUCAUAGCCUAACCCUCUCACAAGUUUCAGGAGCGGGACUAUGUAUAGGCACCCCGCCUCACUAUGUUAAAAAAACACUUUGUAAUUCGACCCAUAAAAUAUGGGCUGGCUCCUAUUAUUUGAUCCCACCCAAUGGAACCUAUUGGGCAUGUAGCACAGGCUUAACCCCUUGUGUAUCUACUGCUGCCUUAAACCAGACUACUGACUAUUGUGUGUUAGUUCAACUAUGGCCUCGAAUAACCUACCAUUCAGAUGAAUUGGUUCUUAGCUAUCAUGAAUGGAGUGAUCUUCGCCGAGUAAGGCGUGAACCUGUCACCCUAAUCACCCUGGCUACGUUACUGGGAGUAGGAGGCAUUGCAGCCGGGGUUGGUACUGGGGCAGCCGCCCUGGUCCAAACAGACCAAUACCUACUUCUACAUCAUGCUAUGAAUGAAGAUCUUAGGGCCUUAGAACAGUCAGUUCGAGCCCUCAAGGAAUCCCUAACCUCCCUGUCAGAAGUGGUGCUACAAAACAGAAGAGGCUUAGAUCUACUGUUCCUAAAAGAGGGUGGCCUAUGUGCUGCUCUU